Molecule: messenger RNA, 5752 nt
Organism: Pan troglodytes (chimpanzee)
Lineage: Eukaryota; Metazoa; Chordata; Mammalia; Primates; Hominidae
Gene: MAT1A
Product: methionine adenosyltransferase 1A
Exons: 10
Coding region: 2605-3792 (395 amino acids)
Biological process (GO): S-adenosylmethionine biosynthetic process
Molecular function (GO): ATP binding; methionine adenosyltransferase activity
Source: RefSeq, a predicted model, not a curated record
GAGAAUCACUUGAACCCGGGAGGCGGAGGUUGCAGUGAGCUGAGAUCACGCCAUUGCACUCCAGCCUGGGUGACAGAGUGAGACUUCAUCCCCCCCCAACAAAAAAACAUAAGGCCUAUCUGUAUUUAGAGAUGUGAACAGAGGGCCAUGAUAUAUUGUGGGGGGGAAAAAGCGAGAUGCAAAAUUAUAUGUGUAUAUGUGUAUAUACACAUAUACAUACAUAUGUAUACAUACCAUAAUCUAUUUUUGUUCAGAGGAAAAUCAUAUGUAUGUAAAUAGACUGCUUAAUAAUAUUAGCUGAUAUUUAUUAAAUUUGUAUUGUGUGCUAGCACUUUGUCCAAUACUCAUCAUACCUAAAUGACCUCAUUUAGUUCUCAAAAUAACACUAGGAGGUAGGUAAUUAUUUAACCCGCUUUACAGCAGAAGAAACAACAGAUUAGAAAGGUUAGGAAGCCUUCUCCAUGCUGCAUGGGAGGUUACAGGCAAAAGUUGGACCCUAGUCCAGAAGCCUGCACUUCCAUCCACCAUGCUCCGUGUACUGCUUCUUAACAUUUACUUGCUAGAAGAAUAUAAGGCAUCCUAGUAUUUAGUUGGGGUCUUAAAUGAAACUCAUACUUGAGAUGAGUUUUUAACGAGGUGCCUCUCAGAUCCCUCCCUCACACCCUGAAUUGGCAUCCAGGCUGCCAAAGCCCCCUGCACACAUAUCUGUGUAACAGAUCGUCUCCCCACCCUGACGCCUUCCACCCCAUGGUGCUGUUACUUAUGGAAUUCAGAAGGCAGCUACUGCUUUGUUUUCUGUCUUCCUGAUAACUCUAGAAACCUUGAAGAGUACCUGCUACUUACACAUCAUCUUGUUCUUAAAUCAAAUUUGGACCAUAAUUGUUAUCAUACAAUUUUAACUGCUAAGGUCACCUAGUUCUACAGUUCAAAUUAAACAUUAGCUCAUAUUGCCUCUAGGUUUAAAACUAAUGUACCCAGAAGAAAUUUACUAAGGGCCAGCAAUGUUGAAAUAGCUUAAGUGCAAACAGAGGAGUCCUGUGUGCUGGCAAUGACAAGGCGAUGUUGUCUAAAGUCCCUAUUUGAUUCCUCGUUUGUCCAUCCCUUCCCAGUGGCCUUUUCCUCUCUGAACUUUCAACAGUCUUGUGCCUAAGCACUUCAGUUCACUCCUUGUUAAAUGCCGUUGAUUGGCUAUGCAUAUGUAACAUCCCUUACUUUAUUCCAGAAGAGGUCACCUUAAUACUGCUUUAAUUCCCUGAAGAGAUGAUGUUUGGUCAUCAGUUAGCAAAACUCAAGCUUUGGAGCACCAGAAUGUGUGCCAGAAAAAAUUUUUCCAAAUGCUUGUAUAAUAAACUCAGAGGGGGGUUUGGUCACCAGAAUUGUUAGGUGAUGCUAUUGCUUCCUAACUUUUCCUUCCCACAGUCCAAGCUUUGAUGCACAAGGUUAUGGUUGAUUACUUUUUAUUGCGUUCUAGUGGGAACUGGUUUCUCCACCCAUCCUCAUUUUCUGUGGUCUCAAUUCCCCAUUGUUCCUUGGGUCUGAGGAUGCAGCUGGAUCUGAGAGUGUGAGACGCUGUCAUUUAGUACAUGAACUAAAGAUAUAAUCCUGUUUACUACUUUUUUUGGUCAAAGCAAAAAUAAUGCAAGAGUUAUGUGAACACGAUGUUUAUUACAUGUAUAGAACUGAAUAUGUAGAUGUUUAUAACCCGGAAGCUUUGGGAAACUGGACUUUGAUAAUUUCCCUGUAAUGAAUCCAUUUCUCAAAAGCAUUUUUUUCUAAAACACACACACACACACACACACACACAUUGUUCUCUGUAACCUCCCCAGAUAAAUACUUUUUAAAGAUCUUGCUUGUUAAAAUGCCUGCCAGCCUUUUAGAGAAGUUGACAGGUUAGGUGGUUUCUGUUAGCAGAAACACGUGGACUCAAAGCUUUUCCUCUAAAAUGAAUCUGUUGUGUAACAUCACAGCUGGCUCAGAAUACAGGUGCGUGCUCCUGCUCUCCCUGAGAAGAUAGAAUGGGAAGAGACCAAUCCAGAUGAGACGCAGGGGAGGAGGGGACACCCAACAGCAAAGGCACCGUUGCAAUCUUAGCCUAAACCAUAUCUCUGAGAAAGAGUUUCUUGUUGCCUGCUUGUAUCUCUGGGUGACCACAGACCCCUGCUCUCCAAGGUGGGUUGUGAACUCUGGAGCACUACCAAGAUUGGCUAAGAGCUGAAGGAGAGUCCCAAAGGAGCUUCAAUUCUGCAGAACUAUACAGCCUUCUUUACCUUACCUUGACCAGGUGCUUAGAGUUUGGAAAGUCAGGGAUAAGAAUUGAAAUUCCUCCAGGAGUCGCUCAGGAGCAAGCUGUGGCAAGCUGGAGGGAGGGACACAUCCCGUGUUCCAUCCACUCCCUCCCUUCUCAGCAGUCCUCGCCUGUUCUCACGUGCUCACAGGCAGUUAGGCAGAAGUGAUCCCCGUGGCUCUGCCAAAGACAAGCCUGUUGGGUUGAAAGAAGAAGAAGAAGAAGAAGAAGAAGAAGAAGAAAAAAAAAAAAAAACUCAGGCAAAGUCACAGCCUCAAAAUUGUUCACUGAAAGAAGCGUGAGUGGAGAAGUGUGAGAAGAUGAAUGGACCGGUGGAUGGCUUGUGUGACCACUCUCUAAGUGAAGGAGUCUUCAUGUUCACAUCGGAGUCUGUGGGAGAGGGACACCCGGAUAAGAUCUGUGACCAGAUCAGUGAUGCAGUGCUGGAUGCCCAUCUCAAGCAAGACCCCAAUGCCAAGGUGGCCUGUGAGACGGUGUGCAAGACCGGCAUGGUGCUGCUGUGUGGUGAGAUCACCUCAAUGGCCAUGGUGGACUACCAGCGGGUGGUGAGGGACACCAUCAAGCACAUCGGCUACGAUGACUCAGCCAAGGGCUUUGACUUCAAGACUUGCAACGUGCUGGUGGCUUUGGAGCAGCAAUCCCCAGAUAUUGCCCAGUGCGUCCAUCUGGACAGAAAUGAGGAGGAUGUGGGAGCAGGAGAUCAGGGUUUGAUGUUCGGCUACGCCACCGACGAGACAGAGGAGUGCAUGCCCCUCACCAUCAUCCUUGCUCACAAGCUCAACGCCCGGAUGGCGGACCUCAGGCGCUCCGGCCUCCUGCCCUGGCUGCGGCCUGACUCUAAGACUCAGGUGACAGUUCAGUACAUGCAGGACAAUGGCGCAGUCAUCCCUGUGCGCAUCCACACCAUCGUCAUCUCUGUGCAGCACAACGAAGACAUCACGCUGGAGGAGAUGCGCAGGGCCCUGAAGGAGCAAGUCAUCAGGGCCGUGGUGCCGGCCAAGUACCUGGACGAAGACACCGUCUACCACCUGCAGCCCAGUGGGCGGUUUGUCAUCGGAGGUCCCCAGGGGGAUGCGGGUGUCACUGGCCGUAAGAUUAUUGUAGACACCUAUGGCGGCUGGGGGGCUCAUGGUGGUGGGGCCUUCUCUGGGAAGGACUACACCAAGGUGGACCGCUCAGCCGCAUACGCUGCCCGCUGGGUGGCCAAGUCUCUGGUGAAAGCAGGGCUCUGCCGGAGAGUGCUUGUCCAGGUUUCCUAUGCCAUUGGUGUGGCCGAGCCGCUGUCCAUUUCCAUCUUCACCUACGGAACCUCUCAGAAGACAGAGCGAGAGCUGCUGGAUGUGGUGCAUAAGAACUUCGACCUCCGGCCGGGCGUCAUUGUCAGGGAUUUGGACUUGAAGAAGCCCAUCUACCAGAAGACAGCAUGCUACGGCCAUUUCGGAAGAAGCGAGUUCCCAUGGGAGGUUCCCAGGAAGCUUGUAUUUUAGAGCCAGGAGGAGCUGGGCCUGGUCUCACCCUGGAGGCACCUGGUGGCCAUGCUUCUCUUCCCCAGACGCCUGGCUGCUGAUUGCCUUCCCCACCCACCAACCCUCGGGGCAAAGCCAGGUCCCUCUCAUUUAGCCUGUCCUGUCAUCAUCAUGGCCGGCUGGAGGCAGGGGCUUCCUGGUGCUGGAGGUUGGAUCUUGAUGUGAGGAUGGGCAUGGUGUUCUCCUGCUGCUCCCUCAGACUGGGGCAAUGUUAAUUUAGUGGAAAAGGCACCCCUGUCAAGAGUGAAUUCCCUCCCCCAACAGCUGGACCCUGACCAGCUCCCCCUCCCUCCCCUUGCCUGUGCCAGGUGAGGUCAGCACAUCUCAACAGGCCUCAGGGCUCCUUGUGGGCCUGGGCUCCUGGGCCCCCCUUUCACAGGCAGCCAGUGCCCUGAGCCAGGGUCUCCAGAAAGCCCCACCCAGGCCAGGCAUGUGGCAGGGGUUAGAGCAGGACUGAUGUCUCCUAAGCACCUGUAAUGUGCGAGGGACCCAGCUAAUAACUGAUCUCGUUUUUUCUUCACUGCAACAUGAUGAGGUAGGACCUUUUAUAUCCCAUUUAUAGAUGGGGGAAAGCAAAGCACAGAGAGUCUGGAUAAUCCACAGGGUCCCACAGCCACGUGUUUAGACCUAGAUGUAUAACUAGGAGCUUUGACUCAGGAGCCUGUGACAUACCCCCUCCCCCACCGUUGUCUCAUGCCAGUAACAGGCUCAAACAAUGACAAAGCAGAUUCAGAAAUGAGGCCAUGGACUCUGUCCUGAAGGCCUGAGGUUACUGGAAAUUAGGGGAUUAACCCACUAGCUCUUGUUGAGCCGUGGGCAAUUGUCUGAAAAGUGAAGACAGAACCACAGGGCUAUUUUGUUUGCUUCAUGUGUCCCAGAAGAUGACUGAGGGUGAGUUGGCUUACCUGGCCCAUCAGGGUAUGCUGGAGUUUGGGACUGACCAGCAGCUUUAGAAUCCCAGCCCCCUGACCACUCAGAGACAUGCAGAGAUUGGGUUUUUGGACUUCUGGGGUAAGUGGUCUAAGUCCAGUCCAGUCCUAUCUGGGCUUCCUGGAGCAGAAGCAGCAACUUCUCCUAGCACAGAUGGCCAGCCCCUUAGACAGAAGCCCUCAAGUCUUUCUCUUUCCCUGGUACCUUGUAUCCCCUGCAGGCUGAGUGCAUUUGGAGGGAGUGAGUGGCCCUUUCGGAUCCAGGGAGGCUGGUCCUAAGGCCUCAUGUUAAAUAGGCGGGGCUUGCCUUCUGGUGUUGGACAAGCUGCUGAGAUGUCAUGAGGAGAUUCUGCCUUUGCCAGGUGACUGUCUGGGGAGCAGGUCUGCUCCCAAGGGGCCUGAGCAGUCCUUGGCCUGCUAAGGUCUUGGAACUUGCCUGCCUUUCCAUCCAUGGCCAGCAGCACCUGCCCUACCUGCCCCACUUGUCCUUAGCCUGGACCUCUGACAGCAGCAUCUCUACCUUCUCCCCAGCUCCCAGGACCACAGGCUCAGGCAGGGGCCUCCAUGGGCCCCAGGGGAACAUUGAGGGCUUGGCCUCUCUCUAGGGUACAUGGUGCUGGUUCAGGCUGGGAGAGGCAGCCCAGGAAGUCUCAUCUGGGGAGCAGGCAGCCAGCAUCUGGGCCUUGGCCUGGAGCACAAAGACCCUGGCUUUCAUUUUCUCUCAGAUGAAAGGAAAUUAAGGCAACAAAAGAAGCCCGGCUCCUGGUCACCUAGGAAGCCUCAAAUUCCUUCCCGUGGAGGGAGGGAGUGGUUUGCAGGUGGCCGAGUUCCUCUAAUUUGGCUCAUACUCGACAUGAAAAUUCAGAAUUUUAUACUUUCCCUACCUUCUAGAGAAAUAAGAUCUUUUUUGUCAGUUUGUUUGUAUGAAACUAAAGCCUUUAUUUGUUAAUAGUUCCUGCUAAAACAGUGAAUAAAAACUCAAGGAGCAACUA